Rana temporaria (common frog) is the source of this 2224-nucleotide messenger RNA. Its product is annotated as cytochrome P450 2K6-like. The record is from RefSeq and is a predicted model, not a curated record. Gene Ontology annotation, molecular function: iron ion binding; heme binding; oxidoreductase activity, acting on paired donors, with incorporation or reduction of molecular oxygen, reduced flavin or flavoprotein as one donor, and incorporation of one atom of oxygen. Gene Ontology annotation, biological process: xenobiotic metabolic process. The transcript has 10 exons. The coding region runs from base 230 to 1714 and encodes 494 amino acids. Gene Ontology annotation, cellular component: intracellular membrane-bounded organelle; cytoplasm. Lineage: Eukaryota; Metazoa; Chordata; Amphibia; Anura; Ranidae.
AGCACCUAGAUCAUUUGCAAGCUUACUCAUCUCAAUGGAUUUCUGAUAUACGAGACUUCUGAUAUUAAUGAAGUUAUAAUAAAACAGCAAUUGAAAUAUCGGGUUUCUGCACACUUUGAACUGAUUGUACACUGGAAUAAAGGUGAAAGUGGACUGUUAUGAAAGACGGCAAAUUAAUAGCCAUCCACUAGUUACCAAGUCCUGAUUCUUCCCAUAGCUAAUCACAACAAUGGAUUUCGGAUUCUCUGUAGCUACAUACAUUGUGCUGGUUCUAUCCAUAUUAUAUAUCCUUAUAAUUCUGAAAAAGUGGAACAAGGACAAUGUCAAAACAUUUCCUCCAGGACCAUGGGCUUUGCCAUUCAUUGGAAAUUUACAUAUUAUGGAUUUAAAGAAACCGCAUUGUACUUACAUAGAGCUUGCAAAGAAAUAUGGGCCAGUGUUUAGUGUUCAACUCGGUACAAGAAAAAUUGUGGUAUUGGCUGGAUAUGAAGCCGUGAAAGAUGCUCUUGUCAAUAACGCUGAAGAGUUUGGAGGCAGAGGGAAAACUAGAAUACUCCAAGAUAUGGACAAUGAUUUUGGAGUUGUUCACUCACGUGGUGAAAACUGGAAGGUGAUGAGAAGAUUUACCCUCACAACCUUACGUGAUUUCGGGAUGGGAAAAAGUUCUAUUGAAGAGAAAAUUAUUGAAGAAUGUUCUUAUGUAAUUAAAAGUUUUGAAUCUUUAAAAGGAAAGCCAUUCGAUAACACAAUGAUGAUAAAUGCUGCAGUGGCUAAUAUCAUUGUUUCAGUAUUACUUGGACAUCGAAUGGACUACAAAGACUUGCAAUUUAAGAGGCUUAUAACUUUGAUGCAUGAAAAUGUUAGACUUUUGGGAAGUUCAAUGGUUGGGAUAUACAAUAUUUUUCCUUUCUUGGGCUUUCUUCCUGGUAACCACAAAACUAUCAGGAGAAAUGCACAGGAAAUCUUUGAAUUUGUUACAAAAACAUUCAUAAAAUAUCUGAAGAACUUAGAUGAGAGCGACCAAAGAAGCUUCAUUGAUGCAUUUCUUGUGAAGCAAAAAGAGGAGGCUGGGAACCCUCAUUCAUACUUCCAUAAUGAAAAUCUAACAAGACUGGUAAGAAAUUUAUUUUCUGCGGGAAUGGAGACAACAUCAACUACUCUACGCUGGGGUAUGCUGCUAAUGAUAAAAUACCCAGCGAUACAAGAAAAGGUGCAACAAGAGAUCUCCAAAGUUGUUGGGUUAGCACAACCUACAUACAGCCAUCAGGGACAGAUGCCAUAUACAAAGGCCGUCAUACAUGAGAUCCAGAGAUUUGCCGACAUUCUACCACUCAGUGUUCCUCAUGAGACAACUAGAGACGUCACUUUUAGGGGAUAUUUUAUCCCAAAGGAAACCUAUAUAAUCCCUCUAUUAUCUUCUGUAUUGUGGGACAAGACGCAGUUUGAAAAGCCUGAUCAGUUCUACCCAAAUCAUUUCCUAGAUUCCCAUGGAAAUUUUAUAAAGAAAGAUGCCUUCAUGCCAUUCUCUGCAGGACGUAGAGCCUGCGCUGGAGAAAAUUUGGCUAGAAUGGAGCUUUUCAUUUUCUUUGCCAGCUUGCUGCAAAAGUUCACUUUUCGUUUGCCUCCUGGAUUCAGCGAUUCAGAUCUAAUGUCAGAUGUUGGAUUUACCAAUAUGCCAAAACAACAGAACAUCUGUGCUAUCCCCCGGUUUUAGAAUGAAUGUGCAAGGCUCUAAAGAAUAGGGGUUGUUGAUAUAGACGUCUGCACACUUCUUUAAAUGGUAUUCCUCUAGAUAUAGUAACUGUCACUUUUCACGCCUUGAUUAUUUUACUAGUGAUAUCUCCCUAGGGUAAUUCCUGCUUCCUUCCUGUUCUUGCCCACUCCAAGGUUUUGAGCAUGUACCUUUUGUGGUUCAGCACCCCCAGUGAUAUUUUCCAUCAUAUUGAAAUGCAAUAGAAAAAGUGGGAGUCCCUCAUAAUGAGUGCAGCAGGAGUGCUGACCUAGUGCAGAGAUUCGGGCAAUAGAAUCUCUGAGAGAUAUAAGAUAUUGUCAGGUGAUUUAACUCUUCGGUAUCUACCAAAAAGUAAUUAUUCGUUUUUAAGUGGGCUGAUUCAGAUAAUUGGUUAGAUGGAAUAUCAGAAGAAUGUACACAUAGGGCUAGAUUCACAUAGAUUUUUUGCGCGUCCGUGGACGUAUCCCAGUGCGCAUGCUCCAAAUUACGCCG